CGCAUGCGCCUGGGCGCGAGGUGGUGACGCAGGACCUGGACUCGCGCGUCCAGCGGAGAAGCAGGAGAAGCCGGCGACCUUGCGCUCUCAGCCUGAUCCCUGUCUGGCGGCCAGAACAUUCGCAGCUGAAGAGAUGGCGUUCGUGAAGAGUGGAUGGUUACUUCGACAGAGCACUAUUCUGAAACGCUGGAAGAAGAAUUGGUUUGACCUGUGGUCAGACGGUCACCUGAUCUACUACGAUGACCAGACUCGGCAGAGCAUAGAGGAUAAGGUCCACAUGCCCGUAGACUGCAUCAAUAUCCGCAUGGGGCAUGAGUGUCGGGACAUCCAGCCUCCAGAUGGGAAGCCCAGAGACUGUCUGCUGCAGAUCGUCUGCCGAGAUGGGAAGACCAUCAGUCUCUGUGCAGAGAGCACAGACGAUUGCCUGGCAUGGAAGUUUACACUGCAGGAUUCCAGAACAAACACAGCUUAUGUUGGCUCCGCAAUCCUGUCCGAAGAGACUGCAGUGGCCGCAUCGCCACCUCCCUACGCAGCCUAUGCUACACCGACCCCUGAGGUCUACGGCUAUGGUCCAUACAGUGGCGCGUACCCAGCAGGAACUCAAGUUGUCUAUGCCGCCAACGGGCAGGCAUAUGCAGUGCCAUACCAGUACCCGUAUGCAGGAGUUUAUGGACAACAGCCUGCCAACCAAGUCAUCAUCCGUGAACGGUACCGAGACAGUGACAGUGACCUGGCCCUGGGCAUGCUUGCCGGGGCAGCCACGGGCAUGGCCCUGGGCUCUCUGUUCUGGGUCUUCUAGAGCCUUCAGCAUUUUCUGUGCAUAGCUUCGGUUAGUCCUGUGUGCGAUAAUUUGAUUUGCAGGGCAUUUCUGUUUGUGACAAGUGUCUUUCAUAAUAAUUUAAAUAGUUCUUUUGAAGAUGGUAAUCUAAUAACUGUGAUUGACCUGGAUGGUACCACAAAGAAAGCCCGAGGUAUGCUGUGAGCGAGAGCCUGAGUCCUUCCAGGUACCAGUUGCAUCAAGUCUUUCUUAGGGACUCUUGGAUGGCUUUGUAAACACACCAUCUAAAAGGGCAUUUUCCGUUCAGUUAGGCUCAGUGUUGAAUUGAGGGGUGGCUUUCCUUGCUAUGCCAACAACAAUAAUGGCAACGGAAGAGGAUGUGUGUGAGUGUGGGGGGAGAGUCGCAGCUUCUUUAACUGUGGAAUCUCACUCCAGACCCUGGCUGCAUGUUACCCUAGGAGCUGUGGGCUGGUGGCUCCUGCAGGACUGUGAUGUGAGGACCCCAUAACCUACCCCUUGGAGUUCCCAGAUACUGGCAGGAUCUGCUCAGGAUGCAGAGGGCCACCCCCUCCCUUUAAUUAUGCUCCAGGAAUCUGCCCAGUUUUACAUUCUUGUUAUUCUUCUGUUUACUUUUCCCGGGGAUGACUGGAAACGGUCUGGAGUUAGGAAUUGAUUUGAGCCUCAGAAUUCGAGCCUCUCCCUUUAAGCCCUGCUGAAUAAAGAAGUGAGUGUCAGCCAGUGGUGGGAGGUACACUGGGAGCUGCCCGGUGAUGUUUUCAGUGUCUGCUUUAGGCGUAUUGAUUGCCAGCCCAGUCUGCAGAGAGCCUAUAGAGCCUAUUUUUCUACUUGUAAAGAAAGUAUAGUGAGGGGAAUUGGGGAGAGCCUUACUUAGAAUGUUCCUGCCUCAGGCCUUCUGGGGCCCAAGCUUCACGGGAUGCUCUUUAACUCCUGGUGAGGCUCUUCCUCGGCAGGCAGUGGUCGGGAGGCCCCGUGGGUGUCCAGAGAGACUCAGGUUUUGAGUGAGAAAUGGGGAUUGGGUAGAGAGCAUCUCAGGGAUUCGUUCUAAUCCCUCAUGUUAGUGGGGAUCCAGCCUUGUUCUCAGUCCUGACCGGCUCACAGCAGAAGAACUUAAAACACUUCUAGUCCCCAAACGUGUGACACUCUGGGAAACUCACAAUCUGGAUUUCUGACAAAAAUUUAUAUUUCCAACAUUAGAGAAUACAUGUUCCACGUACUUAAAAUUUCUGUUCUUUCAUGUUUUAAAGCUCCCAGUUCCAGCCAUGUGCCUGCCAUGGUUUUAGUUUCAAACAGUACCCUGUCCCAAAAGUGGGGCAGCACAGUGAAGGCCCUGCCUCUACGUUGCAUAGUCCUGUUUCUCCAGAAUGCUUUCCCAAAGGAAACAUACAUUCUGACUGUGCCCAGCCCUGAGCAUGUGUGCUGUCUUGCCAUACUGAUGGGCAGGUCUCUUGGUCAGUUCAAGCCCUCAGCCGAUCUCCGUGUGAGACAGUUGCCCAGUAGAUGAGGUGGUGCCCACAGUGCUUUCUCGCUACUCCUUGGAGACCUGUUGACACAGCCCGUACAGCGUCGCUUUAAUAAGCAGGAUGCGGAUUUUAACAGCCUGUGCUGUAAGACUGCCAUUUGCUCACAACGUCCCCAUUUGUAAAGCUCCAUGCGUUACGUACAAAACACUAAAACCACUGUUUAGUGUUGCGCAGGGAUUUUAAUUAGUUACUGGGAUUCCUUAAACCAUAGAGUCAUGUCCCUGGAGUACUUUUGAAACAGAAUUAUCUCCUGCUGUCCCAUAGGUGUGCCCUGCCUAGCCCUGACCCCAGUAGGGCCAGCUGUACCAGGCAGCCAUUGCUGAGCCUGACCAUUUCCUGUCACCAGUUACUUUGUGGCAUACCCAGUAGGGAAUAUUUUCUCAGGCAUCUCAUUUCCUCAGCCCCGCUCCCCAUAGACGACGUCCUUUCGAUGGCCUUUGCAGCGUCGUUUUGUACCUCAGUGAGUCAUGAAAUUCAUGAGUUGGAGGGAACUACUUGUCUGGUGUUGAGGAACUCUUCUCCUCCGUGGAGACUUACAAAUAAUGAUGCUGGGCUGGAAGAGGCUGGCUGCUGACAGGGUGUGUGGCUGACUUCAUUGUUCUUUUAGUUCUUUGAGUCAAGAACGUUUCAUAUGUAAGGAAAGCCCGAGGCUUCCUCAGAUCAUCCCUUGCCAAGAGGGCUCGUCUUAGGUCGCUAGUGCCCACAGUAGCCUUCUGGAGUGUAGCAAGUUCUUGCGUUUGAGACAGAAUGGUUCAGAUUUAUUUUCUACAUGUGUCGUUGAUCCUAUGUAACCUCUCAUUUCGCCUUCUAGUCUAUGUAGGUGAAAGGCAGAGAAUGCAGGCAGUCUUCUUUGUGAUUGCUUCGCUGUACUGUUGUGUCUACAGAGCCCAUUUUCUCCCUGAUUGUGCAUAUGGUAUGUUUAUAAGUGGACUUGUUAAAACAUUAAAUGAUCAUUAACCUUAAA
Rattus rattus (black rat) is the source of this 3283-nucleotide messenger RNA. It is a transcript of the gene Plekhb2, whose product is annotated as pleckstrin homology domain containing B2. The coding region runs from base 134 to 799 and encodes 221 amino acids. The transcript is spliced from 8 exons. Gene Ontology annotation, biological process: regulation of cell differentiation. Gene Ontology annotation, cellular component: membrane. Lineage: Eukaryota; Metazoa; Chordata; Mammalia; Rodentia; Muridae. The record is from RefSeq and is a predicted model, not a curated record.